ACACCUCUCUCCCUCCCUCCCUCCCUCCCUCCCCCUGUCAUCAUGUGCGAAACCAAAAGGUCCCCUCCCAGCUUGUCUACGUGUAAGCAUUUUGGCAAACACCUACUGUGCAAACUGUCCGUCUGAUGCCUUCACUCUCUUCUACUCAAUCUUGAUGAGAUCCCAUUUCACCCAAUGAGGAAUGCCUUUGUCUAUCUCAAGCGUCACCGCCAACUCUCUCUUCUCUCCAAUGGCACCGCCUCCACAAUCAUCCGAAAUUUCACUUCCCAGCGCAAUCAAUUUCCGCAUCAAAAAUCGUUUUCUACGGCGCAUACGAGUGUACACGGCGGAAGGCCGUCGGCGGAGUAUGCGAAACUGAGGAAAGAAUCACUGGAAAGUGAAUUUAAACAAGCUCUUAGUUAUAGCUCUAAAAAAGAUUCAAUAAUUUAUAGAUUCGGUCCCCUUUUAGCUUUAUAUAGAGCAACUAUCAUUUCCUUUCAUGUUUUGAAACUUACCGCCUGGCAGUUGUUCGUACACGACAUCAAAAAACGUGCUGUUAAGUUUCGUGAAACUUUGAUCCGCUUGGGACCUUUUUACGUCAAGCUUGGACAGGCUCUGAGCACUAGACCAGAUAUAUUGCCGACUGUGUAUUGUCAAGAGCUUGCUAAACUACAGGAUCAAAUUCCACCAUUUUCAACUCAUGUUGCAAUUAAAUCAAUUGAAUCCCAGCUGGGUCGCCCUAUCACACAAAUAUUUGCUGACAUUAGUCCAAAGCCUAUUGCUGCAGCGUCUUUGGGACAGGUGUAUAAAGCUCAUCUGCAUUCUGGUGAACUCGUAGCUGUUAAAGUGCAGAGACCUGGUAUGCAUCUUUUAUUAACUCUUGAUGCCCUGUUAUUCCGCAUGGUUGGCGGCCAAUUAAAGCGUUUUGCAAAGGCACGCAAGGAUCUAUUAGUAGCAGUGAAUGAGAUGGUCAGGCACAUGUUUGAUGAAAUUGAUUACAUCCUGGAGGGGAAAAAUGCUGAACGCUUUGCUUCUCUAUAUGGUAAUGAUCCAAAAAGUCGUCAAAAUGCUACAAUUGGUAAUACUGUGAAAAAUGAGAAAGAAAAUUGCAUUAAAGUUCCUAAAAUAUAUUGGGAAUUCACUCGCAAGGCUGUUCUUACAAUGGAAUGGAUAGAUGGAAUCAAACUAACUGAUCAAGCUGCCCUGGAGAGGGCAUGUUUGAACAGAAGGAAGCUGAUUGACCUGGGAUUAUACUGCUCUUUGAGGCAGUUGCUUGAGGAGGGCUUUUUCCAUGCUGAUCCUCAUCCAGGGAACCUUGUUGCUACUGACAGCGGCUCUCUUGCAUAUUUUGACUUUGGAAUGAUGGGGGAUAUUCCUCGCCAUUACCGUGUGGGACUUAUUCAAGUGCUUGUGCACUUUGUUAAUCGUGACUCUCUGGGUUUGGCAAAUGAUUUUCUUUCUUUGGGAUUUAUUCCUGAAGGGAUUGACAUACAAUCAGUUUCAGAUGCACUGCAAGCAUCCUUUGGUGAUGGGACAAGACAUUCUCGAGAUUUUGAGGCCAUAUUGAACCAACUAUAUGAUGUUAUGUAUGAAUUCAACUUCUCACUUCCCCCAGACUAUGCACUGGUGAUAAGAGCACUUGGAUCACUUGAAGGCACAGCAAAACUUCUGGACUCUAAUUUCAAAGUUGUUGAAAAGGCAUAUCCCUUUGUAAUAGGGAGGCUUUUGGCAGACUCAAAUCCUGAUAUGAGAAGAAUUUUGAGAGAACUUCUCAUUUGCAAUGAUGGAUCUAUAAGAUGGAAUCGGCUAGAGCGCCUGGGGGAAGCAAUAUCUGAACAAGCUUCAGACUCAACUGAAGAGUCCCCUGAUUCUGAAGGAAAUUCUUCAGAUCCGCUGGGAUGGAAAUCAUUUGACAUGCGUUCUGUUGUUAAUGCCACAGAAGAUCUUUUGCUAUUCAUUCUAUCUGAAAAAGGUGGCAGGGUGCGCGUUUUUCUUCUCCGUGAUGUGAUUAAAGCGGCAGAUGUUUUUCUACAGGAUGAAGUUGCUGGCGUGUUAAAUGAGAAACCUGAAGCAAGAGAGGCGUCAGACUCUGAGGUAAAUGCCACGCACACGAGAGUUGCCAAGGGUUUUCACUAUCUACGUCAAGCAGUAAAGCUGGCCCCAGAGUUGUGGACCGCAAUGCUUAUACGCAUGGCAUUGAAGCCCGAGGUUCAUAGAUUUUCCUUUGACAUCAUUUCAGCAUUAAUUAUGCACUUCAGCCAUAAACUUCCUGAAACUUUUUGGAUUUGUAUGUCUAGACAUCUCCACAAGUUGGUGAGAAACCACACGUCUGAUGAACUAUAAUAACUGAUACAACCAAUCUAGCAGCUCCUUUAUGAUCA
This is a messenger RNA of Populus nigra (black poplar), 2360 nucleotides long. RefSeq lists its product as uncharacterized. The transcript is spliced from 13 exons. NCBI's taxonomy places the organism in Eukaryota, Viridiplantae, Streptophyta, Magnoliopsida, Malpighiales, Salicaceae. Bases 175 to 2322 code for a protein of 715 amino acids. The record is from RefSeq and is a predicted model, not a curated record.